Hylaeus anthracinus is the source of this 2646-nucleotide messenger RNA. It is a transcript of the gene pix, whose product is annotated as protein Pixie. The transcript has 9 exons. Gene Ontology annotation, molecular function: ATP binding; ATP hydrolysis activity; ribosomal small subunit binding. Gene Ontology annotation, biological process: ribosomal subunit export from nucleus; translational initiation; translational termination. The record is from RefSeq and is a predicted model, not a curated record. NCBI's taxonomy places the organism in Eukaryota, Metazoa, Arthropoda, Insecta, Hymenoptera, Colletidae. The coding region runs from base 163 to 1989 and encodes 608 amino acids.
CUACAUGUCGAGUAUAUAGUGUAUACUCUAUCACUCCUUAUUCUAUGGCUGUAAUCGACGCAUGUGGUGGUGUGCGAGCGAGUACGAAACUCCUUCGGAAAGCCUGUAAAGGAGUUUCCUCCACGUUUUUGGUUUUGACAGGCAGACAGAUAUCUUAUCAUCAUGCCACCAAAAAAGUCAAUGGAGGAAACGGAUCGUUUGACUCGCAUAGCUAUUGUCAACUCUGAUAAAUGUAAACCAAAACGGUGUAGACAAGAAUGUAAAAGAUCUUGUCCAGUAGUCCGAAUGGGAAAACUUUGUAUAGAAGUUACUCCAAAUAGUAAAAUAGCUUCUAUUUCAGAAGAAUUAUGUAUUGGAUGUGGUAUCUGUGUCAAGAAAUGUCCAUUUGAGGCAAUAUCUAUCAUUAACCUUCCUAGUAAUUUAGAAAAAGAAACUACUCAUCGUUAUUCAAAAAAUUCAUUUAAACUACAUAGACUACCUAUUCCACGUCCUGGUGAAGUAUUAGGUUUGGUUGGAACCAAUGGGAUUGGUAAAUCAACUGCUCUGAAAAUUUUAGCAGGCAAACAAAAGCCAAAUCUGGGGCGAUAUACUGAUCCACCAGAUUGGACAGAGAUUUUAAGUCAUUUUAGGGGUAGCGAGUUACAAAAUUAUUUUACUAAAAUAUUGGAAGAUGACUUGAAGGCUCUUAUUAAACCUCAGUAUGUAGAUCAAAUUCCUAAAGCAGUAAAAGGCACUGUGCAACAACUCCUAGAUAAAAAGGACGAAUGCAAGAAUCAAUUGGACAUUUGCAAAAUGCUGGAUUUAAUGCAUAUACGCGAUAGAGGCAUUGAUGCGCUUUCUGGUGGAGAGCUUCAACGAUUUGCCUGUGCUAUGGUAUGCAUCCAAAAUGGAGAUAUUUUUAUGUUCGACGAGCCCUCUUCAUAUUUAGAUGUUAAGCAGCGUCUUAAUGCAGCUGUAACGAUUCGAUCUCUUAUUCACCCUGACAAGUUUAUAAUAGUAGUGGAACAUGACUUAUCAGUUUUGGAUUAUUUAUCUGACUUCAUAUGUUGCCUUUACGGUGUUCCUGGAGCUUAUGGUGUAGUUACUAUGCCCUUUUCCGUGAGAGAAGGCAUAAACAUUUUCCUCGAUGGAUUUGUGCCAACGGAGAAUUUGAGAUUCCGCGAGGAAUCCCUUGUUUUCAAAGUAGCUGAAAGUGCAACCGAAGAAGAAGUGAAACGCAUGAAUCACUACGAAUAUCCUGCAAUGACGAAGACAAUGGGCUCGUUUAGCUUGAUCGUUGAAAAAGGUCAAUUCACGGAUUCGGAAAUUCUCGUGCUACUUGGUGAAAACGGAACUGGAAAAACAACGUUUAUCAGAAUGUUGGCUGGUAAUUUGCCACCUGAUGAUGGCUCUGGAAACAUACCCCAACUACAUAUCAGUUAUAAACCACAAAAGAUUAGCCCUAAAUCUCAAGGUAUCGUCCGGCAAUUGUUACACGAAAAAAUCAGGGAUGCUUACGUUCAUCCUCAAUUCGUGACGGAUGUUAUGAAACCAUUGAAGAUAGACGAUAUUAUGGACCAAGAAGUGCAGAACCUUUCUGGAGGAGAAUUACAACGAGUGGCUUUGGCUUUGUGUCUUGGAAAACCUGCCGAUGUUUAUUUGAUCGAUGAGCCUUCUGCGUAUUUGGAUUCUGAGCAACGUUUAGUCGCGGCUAAAGUAAUAAAACGGUUCAUAUUGCAUGCAAAGAAAACAGGAUUCGUAGUAGAGCACGAUUUCAUCAUGGCUACAUAUUUGGCUGACCGUGUAAUAGUAUUCUCUGGUGUACCAUCCUUGUCAACUACAGCCCACAGUCCGCAAUCUUUGCUAAACGGGAUGAACAGAUUCUUAGAACUCCUAGGCAUAACUUUCAGAAGAGAUCCGAACAACUUCAGACCGAGAAUUAAUAAGAGUCAAUCUGUAAAGGACUUGGACCAAAAGAGAGCAGGACAAUACUUCUUCCUUGAGGAGUGAGAUGCGAUCUCAUUUUGAUGAGUUGAAUAGCAGCUUAUGUGAAAUACUGUUAAGAUGUUUUUGUAAAUCUUUAUAUGUUUAAAAACCGGGAAUGGAUUUCUUACAAUAUAUUAAACGCUAGUGACGCAUAUUUUGCGUUAAAUCGAAAUACUAUUGGUUUCGUCACAAAAGUUCUGCUUAUAGGAUAUUUAUUUUAGUAAAUAUACAAAGCGAAUAUCCCAAAAUAGAUGACAAAAAUUUAAUUCAAAGAGAAAUGCAAUCGUACUUUUAUACGACGUACUGCUGCCACAAAUUUAUUUAUAUCGAUCAAAAUGCGUCACAAAUCACAAUUCGAAUCUGACACAAACGAUACAAUGCAUUUUUUGUAUGAACAGUAAUUUAUGCCUGAUUAUGUGUAACAAAUAAAAGGAAAUUAAAUAUUUCAGUAUAUUUACAUGUACAUCUGCUAUGCAACGUGAAUUAUAAUACAAGUGAAAUUUAAAGGAAAAAUGGAUUAGUCAUUUGAUAAACCUUACAAUUAAAUAAUUUUAUGAUUUUUAUAUAUGCUGCAGUGCAAUAAAGAAUUUAUAAUUGUGAAGAAACUGAUAUUAAUGUAUUUACAUAUGAGAAUACAUCAUGAUGAUUUUUAAAUAAAAAAACUAUUGCAAUCAUUUUCUA